CAGGCGGGAGCUGGGUGGCCGGAUUAGGCACUCCAAGAGCUGCGUGGAGAACUCCUCUCUCCAGCUCUCACUUUCCUUUCGUCACAAGCCCCCAGAGGAGGCCGGGAUGUUCGUCCUGGUGGAGAUGGUGGACACGGUGCGGAUUCCCCCGUGGCAGUUUGACAGGAAGCUCAACGACUCCAUCGCCGAGGAGCUGAACAAGAAAUUGGCCAACAAGGUUGUGUACAACGUGGGACUCUGCAUCUGCCUGUUCGACAUCACCAGGCUAGAGGACUCCUAUGUGUUUCCAGGGGAUGGUGCGUCCCACACCAAAGUCCACUUCCGCUACGUGGUGUUCCACCCAUUCCUGGAUGAGAUUCUCAUCGGGAAGAUCAAGGGCUGCAGCCCAGAGGGGGUGCACGUCUCCCUAGGGUUCUUCGAUGACAUUCUUAUCCCCCCGGAGUCCUUGCAGCAACCAGCUAAGUUCGAUGAGGCGGAGCAGGUGUGGGUGUGGGAGUAUGAGACAGAGGAGGGCGCACACGACCUGUACAUGGACACAGGCGAGGAGAUCCGCUUCCGGGUGGUGGACGAGAGCUUCGUGGACACCUCACCCACAGGGCCCAGGUCAGCUGAGGCUGCCACCAGCGAGGAGCAGCCCAGGAAGGAGGCACCGUACUCGCUCGUGGGAUCCAUCAUUGAGCCUGGGCUGGGCCUCCUCUCCUGGUGGACCAACAGCUAGCCUGCCCGGGCUCCACAGUGACCCUGCCCCUGGCCACGGGAACCAGCAGCUGAGCAGCUGCUGACAACUCUGCGCCCCCUUGAGCUGGCCUGGGCAGAGGCCAGGAGGAGCGCCACCAGCUGGCCCACCCCUCCGGUCUCUGAUCCUCCCAGGUCAGUGCCUUGGAAUCCUGCUGUACCCACGGACUUUAGUUUUGCAGCUCUGGGACUGAACCCCGGCACUUGCAUGUUCUCAGCACAUGCUCUAUCCCUGAGCUACUUCCCAACAUUUUUUGAGACAGUCUGAGUAAAUACCCAAGAUAGCCUCAACAUGAGAUGCUCCUGCCUCAGCCUCCUGAACAGCUGGGAUUACAGGCAUGUGUCAAAUAGGGACAUUUAAUAAACAAUAGCAACAUCAGCAAGGAGGCCACACUCUUGUCUCAACAGCCAAUAUCAUGAUCUGAGGUCACUAAAGGAAUUGCCAUGCUGGUCCAUGUGACUUUCGGAGAUGACUGUCAACCCCCCAAAGUGUAGAAUCCAGGGGUGCAAGAUUCAGGCUGGGCUUUGGGCUGGCUGAGCUCACUGCUCCUGGCCCUGCUGGGUGCCCACCGGCCGAAACACGACGAGCAUUUUAAGUCAGCCAAGCCCACUGUGGACCUGAGGGCGAGGUUCACUGGCCCCAAGGCCGUGUCCAAGCCUAGAGUGCAGCAGGAGCCACUUGGAGCCCAUCCCAGCGCCAGGGGCAGGAGGUAGCGGCUCCUUCCCACAGGGAAGCCAUAGGGACACACGUGGGGC
Octodon degus (degu) is the source of this 1491-nucleotide messenger RNA. RefSeq names its product RNA polymerase III subunit H (gene Polr3h). Lineage: Eukaryota; Metazoa; Chordata; Mammalia; Rodentia; Octodontidae. Gene Ontology annotation, biological process: DNA-templated transcription; transcription initiation at RNA polymerase III promoter. Gene Ontology annotation, molecular function: DNA-directed RNA polymerase activity; DNA binding. The transcript is spliced from 7 exons. The record is from RefSeq and is a predicted model, not a curated record. Gene Ontology annotation, cellular component: RNA polymerase III complex. The coding region runs from base 107 to 718 and encodes 203 amino acids.